AAGCAAAUUAAUUGUAGCCCCGCCGAGAUAUUAAUUUUUGAAAAUUGAAAAAAGCACGAUAUAUAAGAGACGUUAAAACUGAUUGGCGAGCUAGGGUAUUUUUUUUUAAUGUAUUUUAAAUAUAAAAAAAAAAAUCUCAAGCAAACAAAAAAAUAGCUAAAAGGGUUAAAAAAAUUAUUAAAAAUUAAAUUGAAUUGUCGAGCAAUGCAGGGGCUGAGCGGCAUGGGGAUUACAGAGGGGCGCGAAAAUAAUAGAGUAGUGGGAAGUUUUUAUCUUUUUUCUCUCUAUAGUUUUCCUCUUCUAAUAUAAACUCCAAGCUGACUGCCAAACUCCCCACCACUCUAUUGUUUUCGCGCCGCUCUGUAAUCCCCAUACCGCUCAGCCCCUGCAUUGCUCUAUAAUUCAAAUUUUAUGAUUUAAUUUUUAAUAAUUUUUUUAACCCUUUUAGCUAUUUUUUUUUUGCUUGAGAUUUUUUUUUAAUAUUUAAAAUACAUUAAAAAAAAAAUACCCUGGCUCGCCAAUCAGUUUUAACGUCUCUUAUAUAUCGUGUUUUUUUCAAUUUUCAAAAAUUAAUAUCUCGGCGGGGCUACAAUUAAUUUGCUUGAGAGUUUAAAAUUAAGUUAAUAUAAUAAAAUUAAAAGUAUUUAAACAAAAAAUUAUGUAAUUAUGAGGAGUCUGAAUAAUCGAUUUUUUACCUGGCUCACCUGUGGACGGGCGACCAAAAAACUGCUUGAGGGUACGUGCAACGUGUUCUAGGUCCCAAGGACUACCAUUUGACAAGUUCUUUUCGUAUACGGUUGAGUCUAGUUUUUUUGCCAUCAGCUUACCGUCUUAGAUAUCUUUGACGAUUUUACUUGUUUACCAAAGAAAGAUUGUACAUUUUUAAGUUACAUUUAUAAUUUAUGUACAUAAUAUGUAUCUAUGAAGAUUUCAAAAUAAAAUGGUUACAAAAUUUUUAGUAAACAUUACCAGAAACUGCUUCCAAUGAAUUUCUAGAAAACACUACCAGAAAGUGUUUUCCGUAAAUUUCUGGAAAUUUAUCAGUAACACAGAACCGGUAAUAUGUGGUGGUCAUCUGGGUAGUUUGAAGUGGUUUAAACAUACAUACAUAUAUGAUUAUUCGUAACUAACACCUUGUAUCGAUUCAACAAUGGAAUACCUGUCCUUUUUGUAUCAGGAUAAAAAAAUUAAUUUUAAAUUAGUAGUUAACUAUUUGGCGCAUAAAUCUAUUGUUUCUUUUUUAUAGUCUGAAAAUUUGAGUGCGUAAUGGAUAAAUCACAUAACUAUCGUGUCAAUUUAACAAAGUGGUUACCUUCUUUAAGUCUUGAGCUUGAAUUAUGUUUUGAAGAAAUUUUGGUGAUGUGUCAUGUUGUAGAUGAAUUUGUCCAAAACAUAGUCAUUCUAGUGGGAAACAUAAAAGUACUUGAUAAGAAACCAUAUGAAAAGAUAAUGCUAUUAGAUCAGGAAAUCAAUAAGGUGGAAGAUUUUAUAACAGCAUUCAAUUCAGUCUCGUUAAAGAAAUUAUAUCUUGUUUUUACCAAUAAAAUAUACAAACAAAAAAUUUACAAUUUGUCAUUAAAAAUCGUACGAGCAUUAAGAGUUAUGUCGAAAUUUUGUCGAAAUUUGAUAUUUACUAUUGUAGAUCAUGACUCUGAAAGAGAUAAAAAGUCCUUGAUAAUAAUUUUAAGAGUUGUAAUUAGUCACAAAUUUCAAUAAAACACAGUGGAUUAUAAAUAGAGAAGAGAAUUUAUUUGACGUUAUACGAAAGAAGGAG
Aphidius gifuensis is the source of this 1774-nucleotide messenger RNA. RefSeq lists its product as uncharacterized. The transcript has 3 exons. Lineage: Eukaryota; Metazoa; Arthropoda; Insecta; Hymenoptera; Braconidae. Bases 1267 to 1716 code for a protein of 149 amino acids. The record is from RefSeq and is a predicted model, not a curated record.